Molecule: messenger RNA, 1889 nt
Organism: Alexandromys fortis (reed vole)
Lineage: Eukaryota; Metazoa; Chordata; Mammalia; Rodentia; Cricetidae
Gene: Slc18a1
Product: solute carrier family 18 member A1
Exons: 15
Coding region: 1-1566 (521 amino acids)
Biological process (GO): aminergic neurotransmitter loading into synaptic vesicle; xenobiotic transport; transmembrane transport
Cellular component (GO): synaptic vesicle membrane; terminal bouton
Molecular function (GO): xenobiotic transmembrane transporter activity; serotonin:sodium:chloride symporter activity
Source: RefSeq, a predicted model, not a curated record
AUGUUCCAGGUUGUUCUGGGUGCUCCUCGGCGGUUGCUGAAGGAAGGGAGAGAAUCCCGGAAGCUGGUGCUGGUGGUAGUGUUUGUGGCUCUGCUCCUGGACAACAUGCUGCUCACUGUAGUGGUGCCCAUUGUGCCCACCUUCUUGUAUGCAACAGAGUUCAGAGACGUCAACUCUUCUUUGCAUAGGAGUCCUCCUGUAAGCUCCCAGCAAGCUCUCACCUCUCCUACCUUCUCCACCAUAUUCUCCCUCUUUGACAACACCACCGUGACUGUAGAAGAGCGCAUACCCUUCCGUGUAGCAUGGACAAAUGGCACCAUCCCUCCUCCGGUCACUGAAGCUGGCUCACUACCCAAAAACAACUGCUUGCAAGGGAUAGAAUUCUUGGAAGAAGAAAACGUCCGGGUUGGGGUUCUAUUUGCUUCAAAGGCUUUGAUGCAACUUCUGGUCAACCCAUUUGUGGGACCUCUUACCAACAGGAUUGGCUAUCACAUCCCCAUGUUUGCUGGCUUUAUGAUCAUGUUUCUCUCCACACUAAUGUUUGCUUUCUCUGGCACCUAUGCCCUGCUGUUUGUGGCCCGGACCCUUCAAGGCAUCGGAUCUUCAUUUUCGUCUGUUGCAGGGCUUGGGAUGCUGGCCAGUGUCUACACCGACAACUAUGAACGAGGGAGAGCCAUGGGAAUUGCUUUGGGGGGCCUGGCUUUGGGGCUUCUGGUGGGAGCCCCUUUUGGAAGUGUGAUGUAUGAAUUUGUGGGCAAGUCCUCGCCGUUCCUCAUCUUGGCCUUUCUGGCACUUCUGGAUGGAGCUCUCCAACUCUGCAUCCUAUGGCCUUCCAAGGUGUCGUCUGAGAGUGUCAUGGGGACUCCACUUCUGACACUUCUCAAAGACCCUUACAUCCUGGUGGCAGCAGGUUCCAUCUGCCUGGCCAACAUGGGAGUCGCAAUGCUCGAGCCCACACUCCCCAUCUGGAUGCUGCAGACCAUGUGUUCCCCUGAGUGGCAGCUAGGUCUGGCCUUCUUGCCUGCCAGCGUGGCCUACCUCAUUGGCACGAACCUUUUCGGUGUGUUGGCCAACAAGAUGGGUCGGUGGCUGUGCUCCCUUGUGGGAAUGGUGGCAGUAGGUAUCAGCUUGCUCUGCGUGCCUCUGGCUCACAACAUUUAUGGUCUCAUUGGCCCUAAUGCAGGCCUUGGCUUUGCCAUAGGCAUGGUGGAUUCCUCUUUGAUGCCCAUCAUGGGAUACCUGGUGGACCUACGUCACACCUCUGUGUAUGGGAGUGUCUACGCCAUCGCCGAUGUGGCUUUCUGCAUGGGCUUUGCUAUUGGUCCAUCUACCGGGGGUGCCAUUGUACAGGUCAUCGGCUUCCCUUGGCUCAUGGUCAUCAUUGGUGUCAUCAAUAUCAUCUAUGCCCCUCUCUGCUGCUUCCUGCAGAACCCCCCAGCUAAGGAGGAGAAGCUAGCUAUUCUCAGCCAGGAAUGUCCCAUGGAGAACCAGCUGUAUGCAACCCAGAAGCCCACAAAUGAGUUUCCCUUGGGGGAGAACAGCGAUUAUUCUGGCAGUGAGGAGUAGCUGAUACCUGAAUCCCAUCCAGAUGACUCCGUAAGGCUUGGAUUCCAGUGACCACCUGUUCGCCAGGGACCAGACCACUGUGGAGCAUUCAACGGGUUUUCUUUUUCCUUUCAUCUGGUUGUCUCCCUUUCUCCCUUCUCAUUGAUGGCUUGCCCGUACUCACCUGUGCCACCUACCACUCUCCCUCUGUGCUUUGAUAGCCUAGGUGGCCCACUUUUUGUGGGAGGACAGUGCUGCUUCCUGCCAGACCAAAGUGAGGCUGAUUAAAGUUGAGUUGUGACAAGUUCUGCAAGGGCUGACUCACUUCCUGCAGGCAAUGAUGA